Molecule: messenger RNA, 1333 nt
Organism: Spinacia oleracea (spinach)
Lineage: Eukaryota; Viridiplantae; Streptophyta; Magnoliopsida; Caryophyllales; Amaranthaceae
Exons: 8
Coding region: 145-1122 (325 amino acids)
Source: RefSeq, a predicted model, not a curated record
CAUGGGUCUGGUUUGUUGAUGAGUACUGGGGUAGUCCUAAACAAGAGCGUAUUAGCAAAAUUAAUACAGAGAACAAGCUAAGGCUAACGGAAACACCAGCCAAUGGUUCAAGGUCUACAGCAAGAAUAUGCUAUGACAUGAUGAAUGAGCCACCUGUGUUUUCCACGCAAGAUCUUGAAGGAUCAUCAGAACCUGUUGAAGUGGAACAAGAACCCAUCUAUCUCAGAUUGUUUGAGAAGACCAAAAAGGAAGUAUAAUUUACCCGAGAAGGUUGGUGGUGCUAAUGUAGUUGAAGCAUUGAGCUUUCAGUGCUCUAUUUUAUAUAGACAUUGGAGAUUCAGGCUCAAGGAAGCACAUUAUAGAGGCAAGACAAAGGCACAGGCAAGAGCCAAUAAACCUUCGACUGUUGAUAAGGAAGCAUGGGUCUGGUUUGUUGAUGAGUACUGGGGUAGUCCUAAACAAGAGCGUAUUAGCAAAAUUAAUACAGAGAACAAGCUAAGGCUAACGGAAACACCAGCCAAUGGUUCAAGGUGUACAACAAGAAUAUGCUAUGACAUGAUGAAUGAGCCACCUGUGUUUUCCACGCAAGAUCUUGAAGGAUCAUCAGAACCUGUUGAAGUGGAACAAGAACCCAUCUAUCUCAGAUUGUUUGAGAAGACCAAAAAGCAUAAGAAAAAGGAUGGAGGUUCUGGUUGGGAGCCAAUUGCUGAAAAAAUUUAUGAAGAACUCAAAAAACUUCAUGAAACUCAGAUUGAGGAGCAUGGUAAGGAUACACUCAGUGUCAAAGAUGCUUACAUUAAGGUUUUAAAACCUAAAUCAGGGUAUUUAAAAGGACUUGGUCCUGGAGCUCGACCACCUAAAAAAGGUAGAAAUGGAGAGAACAAUGAACGAGUGGAGCUCUCUACCCAAGUUGACACACUUACUGCAUCAAAUGAGGAGUUGAGAGUAUCAAAUGAGCAGCUUAAAGCAUCUAAUGAGGAGUUCAAAGCUUCCAAUGAGGAGCUUAAAGUAGAAUUUGCUAGAAUGAACAAAGAAGCUAUUGAACGUGAACAGAAACUGAGAGAAGAUAUGCUGAAAAUGUUCGAGGACAUGAGGAACAAUGGAUCAAGAACAUCGUCCUAAUUUGGGUCGAGGAGAGCUCUUUGAAAUAUGAUCGAGCAUUCGAGUUUGCCGUAUAUGAACUCCUUAGACUACACCUAGUGUUAAUUCCAAACUUUUAGUUUUAGAUAUAUAUCCAAACUUUUAGUUUAAUUCCAAACUUUUGCAUACAAUGUUAGAGUGAAAUGUAUGAAUUUUUUUUUUAUUUUAUUUAUAUAAAUAUGUACUUUUUAUU